Larimichthys crocea (large yellow croaker) is the source of this 2693-nucleotide messenger RNA. RefSeq names its product transmembrane protein 53. The record is from RefSeq and is a predicted model, not a curated record. Bases 261 to 1106 code for a protein of 281 amino acids. Lineage: Eukaryota; Metazoa; Chordata; Actinopteri; Sciaenidae. Gene Ontology annotation, molecular function: serine hydrolase activity. The transcript has 4 exons.
UUUUUCCGGAGGAGGGCAGCAGUGUGCCGGAGAUGGGGCUUCCAACUGAGGACAUAUACAUACACACGAAUGAAGAAGUCGAAGAGGAAGCAUCAGGGUUAAAGAAAAGUAAUCCGAUUGAGAAAAGAGUUUGUAUAAACAUAACACUGACGUUACUUUCAAUGUGUAUUAGAAGAGCCGUCCUUAUUUAUUAAAGCAUCACCGGCGCACGACUGGGAUCAGACAUUUAUCAUCCUCUGAACAGCCUCAGAGCAGCUGCUAUGUUGGCCAGGACAGCGCUGAGCAGAGGAGUGACAGCCCUCCGCCUCAGUAAAAAUGUCACUUUCUACAUGAAUCAAUCAGUAUCUCCGGCCUCAGGAUGUGAGUCCCGGCUUUCAGAGGAACAGAAACCCGUGAUGCUGAUGCUGCCCUGGUUGGGUUCUCGUCCACAAGCUCUGGCCAAGUAUUGCGAAAUCUACUUUCGCACCGGCUUUGACGUGCUUGUAGUAGAGAGUGAGGUGCAAGAGUUCCUGUGGCCUCGCUGGGGUUUGGAUCAUGGAAAGAGGUUGCUGGAGUUGCUCCAAACUGAACGCUUUGUCUCCCGUCAACUGCUUGUGCAUGCCUUCUCUAUCGGUGGCUACACAUUUGCUCAGCUGCUGGUACAUGUGUCUGAGGACACGCAGAAAUAUCAGGCGCUCACACAGAGGAUCAAAGGCCAAGUCUACGAUAGCUUGGUAGUGGGUUCUUUGGAGAGAAUGGCUAUAGGCCUCGGCAAGACCGUAUUUCCACGUUGGGAGUCACUGGUCAAACAAGCAAGCCUGUUGUACUUUGGAAUGUUCAAGCGCCAAACAGUGGACUACUUUAACAAAAGCAUUGAUGUUUUUCAUAACAAUCCCCUCACCGCUCCUGCACUGUUCUUCUUUUGCGAGAACGAUCCGUUGAGCGACGCACGAGCUGUGGAGGAGUUGAUUGAUGUAUGGCGGAAGCACGGAAUGGACAUCACAGCAAAGAAGUGGGAGGAUUCAACACACGCAGGUCACCUAAAGAGGCACCAACAAGAGUAUCUGACCACUAUAGACACGUUCUUCCAUUCACUUGGCAUGGCCCCGCUAAAGGCCAAGAUGUAAGAUAAGUAUAUAAGUAGUAACAUUAUAACAUAAUGACAAGUUAGCUCGGCUUUGCUUGUUUGUUUUAACAUAAAACGUUUUGUUAGCCUACAGCAUGUUACUUUAUCAAUGAUAAUUAAGUUUGGGAAAAUCUAUUUAUUGUAUUUAAUUUAUACACUAAUCACAAUACUUGAUACUGAUCUUAUUUAUUCCACAUUACAAUCAGUUUACUGUUGGUUUACUUUACGGAUAUACGGAUAAGCAUUCAUGAAGUUUUGGGACUUAUUUUCCAGUUUGAGCCAGAAAAAAGAGCUUUGUGGCUUUAAUUACAGCAAACACAGUGACACCUGCUGGUUUGCACAAAGUAUAGCAGACUGGUGUCUACACAUGAAUUUCCUUGUGAAGAAAAAGUACACAUACAUGUACUGUAUAUAAACUAGGUUCUACAGAUACUUUAGUUACAUUUACAUUUAGUCAUUAUAGCUGACACUUUUAUUCAAAGUGACGUGCAAAAAGGGAACAAUCAAGGUACAGUGCAAGAAGAACAUGUUAAUGCAUAAAUAUGUAGAACUAAAAUCAAGUGACAAUGCUGUUGUUCAUUUGCAUUUUCCAAUUUGAAGCAAUUUCUAGAGAUCAAUGCAAACAAAGGCAGUGAAAAGACGUGAACACACAUUUGCUCUAGGGAUCAUGAACUAAGGCAAGUUUAUUUAUAUAGCACAUUUCACUGCGAGUGCCUUACAUUAAAGUGCAUACAGCAACAAGUAACAUGAGAGUUAUUUGCCAAUGAAGGUGAACGCAAAUAUGUUUGAGUUGAAAUAUUUUGUUUUGAGUAAAAAUGUAAGUUGUGUGACUGUGAAUGUACAGAAACAUAGACACAUUGACAUUUUAGAAGAUGUAGUUAAUACAAUGAUCUAGCAUCAUCUCCAUUGUGUACACUGUCGUGUUUUGUUGUGCCAAAAAUUGUGCCUCAUGUAAAGAAACUUAGUACUGUUUGUGGUGUUUGUGUUUUGCAGUGGCCUUAAAUCUGAACUGUAAUGUGAAGUUAGUGAAUUGUUAGUUUUAAUAAGAUAUUAAAGUUGUACAGUUACGUACACACAAUGAACACACAGGAAUGCAACCAUGUUACUUGAGAAACCAACCAGCGUUUAUUGGGAAUCUCUCCACUUUCCACUUUUCCUGUUUUUUUUUUUCAGAAGUCACUGUACAUGCACGGUUUUCUACUAUCUCUAAGCCAAAAUAUUUUAUCACUGACUAACCUUUUAUAUUUACGCAGACCGUUCCAGGUACUAUUGAUUGUUUUGAAGGUCUGCCACUGCUUAGAAGAAUAUUCUCCUACAAGAGAUUCCACCAUGUUGGUGUUCAUUAACGGUGCUAAAACACCAUGGGAUAGCACCAUAACUUAUCCUGGAGUAACGUGUUCAACUUGACAACUGUUAAUGUCUGCUAAUAGUUUGCUUAGACAUUGAGGUUUCAUGUUCUACAUUGUUUUAACAACUAAUAUUAUAAAGCCUUGUGUGUCGUAACUUAAGUGCUUCUGUGCAAUUACAAUGUAGUGUUAUUUCUUUGUGUGCAUGUAUUUGGAAAUAAAGGUGAAGGCAUGUUGUUUGA